Molecule: messenger RNA, 706 nt
Organism: Scutellospora calospora
Lineage: Eukaryota; Fungi; Glomeromycota; Glomeromycetes; Diversisporales; Gigasporaceae
Source: the annotation of a GenBank genome assembly
AUGGUUUUUUUUGUUGUAUGUGUACUUAGAGGAACAAAAACUAUUAUUCCAGAUAAAGUCAUAAAGGUGUUACAUACAGAAAGUUCUCAAUUUUAUGAUAUCUUUAAUAUAAUAACAAAUAAUCAAUUUGAAGAUUGUGUUGUUCGAGAAAUAAUUAUUAAUGAGAUUUUUACUUUAAUAUCUUCGAUACAAAAAUAUGCAAAAAAUUUAGAGCAAAUUAAUCAAGCUGUGAAAGAAAUACAUUUGAGUAAAACUCCAGCAUGUCAGUCAGCUAAUGAUUUAAAACCUAUUCAUCUUCCAGAUGAUAUUUUUAAUUCACUAGAUUGGUUACCAGAUCCGAUUCUUUCUACAGCCAAUAAUGAUCAAUAUGCUAAAUUUCAAUCAGUAUAUCGAUCAACAAUAUCUGAACAAUAUCAUCCAAUAUUUAUAACAACAAUUACAAAUAAUAAAUAUGCAUCAUCAUCUAUUUUAGUAAAUAUACGAGUUCGAAAAUUUAUUCAAUACUUUCAAUGUAGAAAAAUACGUUGUUUAUAUAGUAAAUAUGCAUUAUCUGCAGAGAAUAAAAUAGUAUGCCAAAUUGCUAUAAAUAAUUGGAACUAUAGUUGUGGAUCACUAUUUGUUCCAGAAAACCAUAUUCUAUAUGAUGAAGUUUUUGUAAGAGAAAAAAUUAGUUAUGAAACACCAAUAGAAUUAGCAUAUUAUUCUU